UGCAGUCGUUAGUUUAAGGUGCGCCAGCGGAAAGCCAAUCAACGGUAUCUUCAUAGUUUGUUGUUGAAAGAGUUCGACUAAGUGAAUCGACAAUGAAAAUGAACAGUAAUAAGAAGUCUUCUAGUGCUAAGAAAGGAAAAAUUCCUCAAGAAAAAUUAUUCUGUAAUUAUGUGCAUAGGGUAUGCAUGCAGACACGUUUAGAUGGUUAUGAUUAUUGCCUAAGGCAUAUAUUAGAAGAUAAAACAGCACCAUUCAAACAGUGCAGUUUUGUUCAUCCUCAGAAUGGCAAACGUUGCACUAAAGCUGCUCCUAAAAAUGAUAAGAAAGAUGGCGUGUGUCCUUGGCAUGCUAGAAAAGCACUUUUAAACAGAAGAGCUGCAAGCAUGAAAAGAACAGUUCAGUCUCCCAAAGCAAUUUUAGAAGCAUUGGAACAUUAUUGUGCUGGACCACAUGAUUCUCAAAACAUUAGUGGAAAUUGGAAUUAUUCAUCAACUGACAAUGGAACUCACUCCAAUUUUUCUCUAAGUAAAUUUAUAGGUAAGUUCAGAUUUUAAUUUUUAUUUUUACCUUUAUUA
This is a messenger RNA of Centruroides sculpturatus (bark scorpion), 575 nucleotides long. Its product is annotated as KAT8 regulatory NSL complex subunit 2-like. NCBI's taxonomy places the organism in Eukaryota, Metazoa, Arthropoda, Arachnida, Scorpiones, Buthidae. The transcript has 3 exons. The record is from RefSeq and is a predicted model, not a curated record. Gene Ontology annotation, cellular component: nucleus. Bases 93 to 554 code for a protein of 153 amino acids.